This is a messenger RNA of Drosophila bipectinata, 3018 nucleotides long. It is a transcript of the gene Keap1, whose product is annotated as kelch like ECH associated protein 1. The record is from RefSeq and is a predicted model, not a curated record. NCBI's taxonomy places the organism in Eukaryota, Metazoa, Arthropoda, Insecta, Diptera, Drosophilidae. Gene Ontology annotation, molecular function: protein binding.
CUCUCGAUGGGCGAACGGAAUGGGUCCGCCGGCAGUCGGUUGACGGGCUCUCUCCACGGCGCACGCAUGAUCGCCGGAGCGGAUUUCGAUUAGCGGGCGGAGCAGCUGAUCACCAGAUCGCGCACUUUCAUUUUCACGCGGAAAACCCCAGAUGAGAGCUCACUCAAGCAGUCUUUGUUCGUCAAGAUCGAUCGAUCGAUCAGCAUUGUUUUAAAAUUAUCAUUAUAGACGUGAAGUGUUUACAUACACACUUGUGAUAACCGCUAUCACUACUUCCUCUAAUUACCGUGAAGUGACAAACUAUUAAACAAAUUUAGUGCAUCUUGAUCUCAGUAUCAAUAUUUAAGAAAAUAAACCGAAACCAGUGCCAAAAUGCAGACCCAAAUGCAGUAUGAACCCCAACACUCCCCACUUUCCCAGCUAUCCUCACCCAACCACAGGAUAUACUCCACCCGCCUGCCAGAAGAGGCUGAGAUGUGCGAAACUACGGGAAGAUGCGACAUUGCGUCGAAUUGUUACCGGUACGAAGAGCACGAUGCCACCGACGACGACAUGACCUUCUGCAUGUCCAACUAUGCCAAGGAAGCCCUCAAGAUGAUGUUCAUGAUGAGGUCCCACGGCAUGCUAACCGACGUCGUUCUCGAAGUGAAAAAAGAGCUCUUUCCUGCCCACAAGGUGGUGCUGUCGGCGGCAUCGCCCUACUUUAAGGCCAUGUUCACUGGCGGUCUCAAGGAGGCCGAAAUGUCGCGGGUGCAGCUCCAGGGGGUCUGUCCCACGGCCAUGUCCCGCAUCCUCUACUUCAUGUACACCGGCCAGAUACGGGUUACUGAGGUGACGGUGUGCCAGCUCCUGCCGGCGGCCACCAUGUUCCAAGUGCCAAACGUAAUCGAUGCUUGCUGUGCCUUCCUGGAACGCCAGUUGGAUCCCACGAACGCCAUUGGCAUUGCCAACUUUGCGGAGCAGCACGGCUGUGUCGAGCUUCAAAAGAAGGCGAAUGUAUUUAUUGAAAGGAAUUUCACGCAGGUGUGCCAAGAAGAGGAAUUUCUCCAGCUCUCGGCGUAUCAGUUGAUAGCUCUUAUACGAAAAGAUGAACUCAACGUCCAGGAGGAGCGAGAGGUAUACAACGCUGUGCUCAAAUGGGUCAAGUACGACGAGGACAACCGACACUGCAAAAUGGAACACAUCCUAGGAGCUGUACGCUGCCAGUUUCUCACGCCCAACUUCCUGAAGGAGCAAAUGAAGAACUGCGACGUUUUGCGAAAGGUUCCCGCCUGCCGGGAGUACCUGGCCAAGAUCUUCAAAGACCUCACGCUACACAAGUGCCCGGGAGUGAAAGAACGGACGCCCAAUACGCCUCGAAUGAUUUUCGUGGCGGGCGGUUUCUUCAGACAUUCCCUGGACAUCCUGGAAGCAUACAAUGUGGACGACAAGACGUGGACAACUCUGGCCAACCUGCGCAUUCCAAGAUCCGGUCUCGGCGCUGCCUUCCUGAAGGGAAAGUUUUACGCCGUAGGCGGGCGUAACAACAACAUUGGUUCCUCUUACGACUCAGAUUGGGUGGAUCGCUACAGUACCGUCAGCGAGUCGUGGCGUCCCUGCUCCCCGAUGUCUGUGCCACGACAUCGAGUGGGAGUGGCGGUGAUGGACGAACUGAUGUACGCCGUGGGGGGCUCUGCGGGCACGGAAUACCACAACACGGUGGAAUAUUAUGACCCCGACCUCGAUCGCUGGACGCUGGUACAACCAAUGCACUCGAAACGUCUCGGAGUGGGCGUGGUGGUCGUGAAUCGUCUACUCUAUGCCAUUGGUGGGUUCGAUGGCAACGAGCGUCUGGCCAGCGUGGAGUGCUACCAUCCGGAGAACAAUGAGUGGAGCUUUCUGCCACCUUUGCAAACCGGUCGCAGUGGAGCGGGUGUGGCUGCCAUUAACCAAUAUAUCUACGUGGUAGGCGGCUUCGACGGGACGCGGCAACUGGCCACCGUGGAGCGAUACGAUACCGAGAACGAGACCUGGGACAUGGUGGCGCCCAUUCAAAUAGCUCGCAGUGCUCUGUCGCUGACUCCGUUGGAUGGCAAACUGUACGCCAUUGGCGGGUUCGAUGGCAACAAUUUCCUGUCCAUUGUCGAGGUUUACGAUCCACGAACCAACACAUGGACAAAGGGAACACCACUGAAAUCGGGAAGAUCUGGUCACGCGUCCGCUGUUAUUUACCAGCCAGCAAGUGCCACCACGUUUAUGGAUUACGAGGAAAGCGAACCCAUGCAAGGAGGCGGUAGAAGCGACGACGGCAGAGGUUCCUCCCGUGAUUCGUUCGGGGGCCGGAGUCCAAACUAUCCAGGAACGUCGCCAAAUAUGCAAUUCCACAGUUCAUACGGCACGAGUGGCUGCAAUAACUGCGAGUCGGAAAUGGAGGUCAAAUUUGGAGUAGACGAGGAAUCGAGAAACUUUCAAAUCCCCGCCAUCAGAAACGAAGAGCUAAUGAAUCCUAACUGCCCGUGGUCCAGAAUGACAUACAGAGAUCGACGCGAUCCACCCGAAUCCUUUCAAGAGAAACGAAAAGCUUGCAUCCUUUCGGCAGCGGCAAAAGUGAUUCACAACCACAUCGAAGGACGUUUCCGGAAAAUAACGGUCACAUGACAAUAAUGCAAUCCGAGCCUCUCACUUACACCCACCCACACACACACACUCCCAGCCACAACCAAAAACAUUAUUCAUUGUACAAAGCCAGAUCCCGCAUCUCGUAGAAUUCCAUAUUGAGAAUCAUUCCAUUGAAAUAUUGCUAGUGUGUUCGCUAGGUGAUAUUUAUGAAAGUAGUCAACCGUUUUUAUGGCAUCCAUAACAUUAACUGGCGAUCGUGAGCCGAUUUUUUAAAGAUUGAUUAGGGUUAAUAGUUGAUAAUGGAAGGAAAGUGUCGUAUUUUAUGUAAUUGUAGGCGUCUUAUGAUAGCGAGCAUAUUGUACUUUUUUGUUUUAGUGUAGGUUUAUCCAAGGCAAUUAACGCAUCAUAGUUAUUUAUAAA